Molecule: messenger RNA, 405 nt
Organism: Lactuca saligna
Lineage: Eukaryota; Viridiplantae; Streptophyta; Magnoliopsida; Asterales; Asteraceae
Source: the annotation of a GenBank genome assembly
AUGUCAGGUUGCAACUUUGGAGAUGAAGGACUAUUCUUCCUUGCAGAGAGCUUAGCUUAUAACCAGGUUGCUGAAGAAGUAAAUUUUGCUGCUAAUGGAAUAACUGCUGAAGGAAUAUUUAAAGCUUUUGAUGGUAUUUUACAAUCAAACAUUUCUCUGAAGGUUCUUAACUUAUCAAGAAACAAUAUUAGGGAUGAAGGAGCUAAGGGAGCAAAGGCCAUUGCUGAGUUGCUAAAGAAGAACUCAACCUUGAGGACAAUUGAACUCAACAACAAUUUGAUUGAUUAUUCUGGAUUCUCAGGUCUAGCUGAAGCACUUCUUGAAAAUAAAUCGUUGAAUAGUUUAUAUCUAAAAGGACCCCAACCGGAUGAAGCAACCUCAGGGCCCUUCUGUCCACCUGAAUGA